UGACUUCUUCCAAUGUCACCUACAGCCCCAUUGGUCUCAGUGCAGCCCAAAACUUUAAUGCAAAGGAAAAGUCUGGAUUGGUUUCACAGGCCUUUUAAAAAGCGGACUUAAAAGUUGCUGGACAUGCAUUCCUUCUCGGCGGAGUGGAGAGCAAGCUCUGGUUGAGAUCUAUGUGACCGGUGUCUUUCCGGAGAGCAGGGUAGGGAAGAGAGGGCAGGAAAUUGGUUGGAGAGACAGAUAGGGGAUUGGUGACUUCCACAGGCGAAGGUGCAGAGAGCCGUCGAAGAUGUUCUGUUUCCAGCCCGCUGGGGAGUUGAAAUGACUUUUAGUACUGUUGAUCCUUUUCAGACUUCCCUGUGAACUUUGUAUCUAAAAUUCUCUUGCAAAGAAACUCUUCCUCAGCCCUCAAAAUACACUUAGAAUUAAGAAACUUUUGGGUAGCGUUGCGAUUACAUGACUUCAAAUUAACCAACUUGGAAUAGAAUUCCAGACUCCCGUUUACACGUGUGAACCUCAGACCCAGUUUCCCGUUCUCAUGGAAGUCGUCUUUCUGUGAUUGACCCCAUUGUACUGCCGUGGGAGGCAGUGGUGUGAAGUUCUGGGUACAUACUGUUUCCUGCUAAUCCCCACGGAUCAUUCUGGAAGAUCUUGAGCCCUCUUCUGGAAAAGGGUGCCUAUCAUUCAUUGCUUUAUGGGGCAGCAGCCUGGAAAAGUUCUUGGGGACCAAAGAAGGCCUAGUUUGCCCGCCCUGCAUUUUAUCAAGGGGUCAGGGAAGCGAGAGUCAUCACGGCAUGGGGGUCCACACUGCAACGUGUUCGUGGAACAUGGGGGAAAGACUCACUGUGUAGGUCAAGACUGGUGUUGGAUACAUAAUCCUUACCUCCCACAUGCUGGGAUUGCAGAAGCCCUGCAGAGGCCAGUGGCAUCUGACUUUGAGCCCCAGGGUCUCAGUGAAGCAGCUCGAUGGAACUCCAAGGAAAACCUUCUUGCUGGGCCCAGUGAAAAUGACCCCAACCUUUUUGUGGCGCUAUACGAUUUUGUGGCCAGUGGAGAUAACACUCUCAGCAUUACUAAAGGUGAAAAGCUCCGGGUCUUAGGUUAUAAUCACAAUGGGGAAUGGUGUGAAGCCCAAACGAAAAAUGGCCAAGGAUGGGUCCCAAGCAACUACAUCACUCCUGUCAACAGCCUGGAGAAACAUUCCUGGUAUCAUGGGCCUGUGUCCCGAAAUGCUGCUGAGUAUCUGCUGAGCAGUGGGAUCAACGGCAGCUUCUUGGUGCGGGAGAGUGAGAGCAGUCCUGGCCAGAGGUCCAUCUCCCUGAGAUAUGAAGGGAGGGUGUACCACUACAGGAUCAACACCGCUUCCGAUGGCAAGCUCUAUGUCUCCUCGGAGAGCCGCUUCAACACUCUGGCCGAGUUAGUUCACCAUCAUUCCACGGUGGCUGAUGGGCUCAUCACCACGCUGCACUACCCAGCUCCCAAGCGCAACAAGCCCACCAUCUAUGGCGUGUCCCCCAACUAUGACAAGUGGGAGAUGGAGCGCACAGACAUCACCAUGAAGCACAAGCUGGGUGGCGGCCAGUAUGGGGAGGUGUACGAAGGUGUAUGGAAGAAGUACAGCCUGACCGUGGCUGUGAAGACCUUGAAGGAGGACACCAUGGAGGUGGAGGAGUUCCUGAAGGAGGCUGCAGUGAUGAAGGAGAUCAAGCAUCCUAACCUGGUGCAGCUGCUAGGGGUGUGUACCCGGGAGCCCCCGUUCUACAUCAUCACAGAGUUCAUGACCUAUGGUAACCUGCUGGACUACCUGAGAGAGUGUAACCGGCAAGAGGUGAGCGCCGUGGUAUUGCUCUACAUGGCUACACAGAUCUCAUCAGCCAUGGAGUACCUGGAGAAGAAGAACUUCAUCCACAGAGACCUUGCUGCUCGAAACUGCCUGGUUGGGGAAAACCAUUUGGUGAAGGUGGCUGAUUUUGGCCUGAGCAGGUUGAUGACAGGGGACACCUACACGGCCCAUGCUGGAGCCAAAUUCCCCAUCAAGUGGACUGCACCUGAGAGCCUCGCCUACAACAAGUUCUCCAUAAAGUCGGACGUCUGGGCAUUUGGAGUAUUGCUCUGGGAAAUUGCUACCUAUGGCAUGUCACCUUACCCAGGAAUUGACCUGUCACAGGUUUAUGAGCUGCUGGAAAAAGACUACCGUAUGGAGCGCCCUGAAGGCUGCCCAGAGAAGGUCUACGAACUCAUGCGAGCAUGUUGGCAGUGGAAUCCCUCUGACCGGCCCUCCUUUGCUGAAAUCCACCAAGCCUUUGAAACCAUGUUCCAGGAGUCCAGUAUUUCAGAUGAGGUGGAGAAGGAGCUGGGGAAGCGGGGCAUGAGAGGAGCUGCUGGCAGCAUGCUGCAGGCACCAGAGCUGCCCACCAAGACCAGGACAUGCAGGAGAGCUGCUGAGCAGAAAGACGCACCUGACACCCCUGAGCUUCUCCACAUGAAGGGCCUGGGAGAAAGCGAUGUGCUGGACAGUGAGCCUGCCGUGUCACCACUGCUUCCUCGGAAAGAGCGUGGGCCCCCAGAUGGCACUCUAAAUGAAGAUGAGCGCCUUCUUCCCAAGGACAAAAAGACCAACUUGUUCAGUGCCUUGAUUAAGAAGAAGAAGAAAAUGGCACCAACACCCCCUAAGCGCAGCAGCUCCUUCCGGGAGAUGGAUGGCCAGCCAGAACGCAGAGGGGCUAGUGAGGAUGAUGGCCGGGAAAUCAGCAAUGGGCCACCAGCUCUCACCCCCUCAGAUACAGCAGAACCCACCAAGUCCCCAAAGGCCAGCAAUGGGGCUGGGGUCCCCAAUGGAGCCUUCCGGGAGCCAGGCAGCUCGGGCUUUCGAUCUCCCAACCUGUGGAAAAAGUCCAGCACGCUGACCAGCAGCCGUCUGGCUGCCAGUGAAGAGGAGAGUGGCAUCAGCUCCAGCAAGCGAUUCCUGCGCUCUUGCUCAGCCUCCUGCAUGCCCCAUGGGGCCAAGGACACAGAGUGGCGGUCAGUCACCCUGCCUCGGGACUUGCCAUCUGCCGGCAAACAGUUUGACUCAUCCACCUUUGGGGGUCACAAAAGCGAAAAGCCAGCUCUGCCUCGGAAACGAGCCAGUGAGACCAGAUCUGAGCAGGUGGCCAGAGGCACGGUGACACCCCCUCCUCGGCUGGUGAAGAAGAGUGAGGAGGCUGCUGAUGAAGUCUUCAAGGACAUGGAAUCCAGCCCAGGCUCCAGCCCUCCCAGCUUGACUCCCAAACUCCUCCGUCGGCAGGUCACUGCCUCUCCUUCCUCUGGCCUCUCUCACAAGGAAGAGGCCACCAAGGGCAGUGCCUCGGGUACUCCUGCCGCUGCUGAGCCGAUACCCCCCAGCAGCAGAGUGAGUCUAAGCAAGGCCUCCUCUGAGGAGACCCGAGUAAGGAGGCACAAGCACAGCUCAGAGUCCCCAGGGAGAGAGAAGGGGCGGCUGUCGAAGCUCAAGCCCGCUCCACCACCUCCACCUGCCUCCUCAGGGAGAACCGGAAAGCCUGCCCAGAGCCCCAGCCAAGAACUGCCUGGGGAGGGAGGUGGGGCUGCGAAGACGAAAUGCUCAAGUCCGGCUGUGGAUGCUAUGAACAGUGACCCCACCAAGGCUGGCCAGCCUGGAGAAGGACUAAGAAAGCCUGUGCCCCCAUCCGUGCCAAAGCCCCAGUCAGCUAGUAAGCCUCCAGGGACCCCCACCAGCCCGGUCCCCACACCUGCCACAGCAUCAGCGCCUUCAUCCGUACCCGGGGACCAGCCAUCUUCUGCGGCCUUCAUCCCACUCAUAUCAACCCGCGUGUCUCUGCGAAAGACCCGCCAGCCGCCGGAGCGCAUCGCCAGCGGCACCAUCACCAAGGGUGUGGUUCUGGACAGCACUGAGGCCCUGUGCCUUGCCAUCUCCCGGAACUCAGAGCAGAUGGCCAGCCACAGUGCCGUGCUGGAGGCUGGCAAGAACUUGUACACAUUCUGUGUGAGCUACGUGGACUCCAUCCAACAGAUGAGGAACAAGUUUGCCUUCCGUGAGGCCAUCAACAAGCUGGAGAACAACCUCCGAGAGCUGCAGAUCUGCCCUGCGACAGCCUCCAGUGGCCCAGCUGCCACACAGGACUUCAGCAAGCUGCUUAGCUCUGUGAAGGAGAUCAGCGACAUCGUACGGAGGUAGCAGCAGCCAGUGCAUGCCAGCCAGAGAUGGUGCAGUCCAUGGGGCUUUUGUGCCUGCAAGGAUGGGGGACAGAGGACUGGGGAACUGGCAUCUUGGCCCAGGAGCUUUACAGUGCAUCAGGCAGAGCCAGGGCCUGAUGUGAUCGGCCCUUCUACUUGUGUUGUGCACCAGCUGUUCUUUCCUCCCAGCCCAGGUACCGUAAGCCACUUUUUUUCACUGCCUAUGUGUGGGCCUCCUGCUCUGAAGACUGCAGCUGGCCUGCCAGGCCACCAGGCUCCAAGUCAACUGGGAGUCCUCACAAGGGCUGUCCUUUCCACAUCCUCGCAGGAGAACAUCCUCCUCUGACGCACCUGGUCACCGAGGCGUGGGAGCCCCUGUGCUUAGGACCUGUCCCGGAGAGCCUGUGCUCAUUGUUUUCUCAUGUGAAGGAAGCUGUUGAUUUGAGGGUCAUGAGGUGCUAAAGCCAAGGGCCCAGGUGGGUAGGUGCUGGAGCUGGAGCUGCGGCAGUGUGGUCUGUCAUCUGUUCUUAUCCUCAGAGUGUGCCCUGCAGAUCAUGGGUAGCAAGGUUGAGUUUCAUGGGUGGCAGUUGCUUAUUGGCCAAGCCAAGAUUAGGGCUCCAGGGGGCCCCAAAGAUCGGAAUUUGUGAGCAUUCGUCUUCCCCUCCCCUGCUCCUGAGGUCAGGCCCAUCCUCUCUGGUCCUUGCCUUGAUGACGAGGAUCUGGUUUUCUGGUGGUUUUGAGCAUUUCAAAGCUCUGCACAGAAAGGAGCAGCCACUCAGCACAGACAGGAAGGAAUGACUGCAGGCCCAGGGCUCUCCUGAGCCCUUACUGCUCCUCAGAACUGCUGCUUAACUACCGAGAACAGGGCUUAGCCUAGUGUCCUGGGAGGUCCCGCAGCACGGGCUGGGGUGGAGUAGACUUUACAGGCUUAGCCGGGGCACGUCUUCCUUCCCCAGCAGCCAGACCAGAGGUGAGCACACAGACAGGUUGUGUCUCCUUGACUGUGACUCAGAGCAGCCAGCUGAAGAGCGGGGUUCCCGCCUUGGCUUGUACUGGGCCAGGCCGAGCCACCUCCACACUCCCUGCUCCUGCUCUCCGCUGCGCUGCUCUGCGCUGGCCCCAGUCUCACACCAGUCACCUAGACUCGGGUUGUAUUUUCUGGUAGAGAUGACUUCCUCUAGAUGGUUCUUCCAUGGUCCUCAGCACAUCACCUCCUUGCCUCCAGCAGCUGUUCUGCAGCCCAGGGGAGGCAGUACCACACUGCCAGAAGCCUUGAAAACCCAGACACCCCCAUGCCCUGACACCAUGUUCACAAGGUACCGGUCUGAUGUGCCACUAUUUUUUGCAUUAUACUUUGGUAUUACACUUUUUUAAUAGACAUGCUCUCUUACAAAUGACAUGUAAAUAUUCGCCGCUGUGCCCCUCUGGCACACCAAUGGCAUUCCUUUUUUCUCAGUCCAGUACAUUUUGUUUCUGUAUAUGACUCUGUUUUUUGAAUCCAAAUCUCUCUGUAGUAUUUUUUAAAUAAAUAAGUGUUUACAGAACUCUUGA
Molecule: messenger RNA, 5742 nt
Organism: Chionomys nivalis (European snow vole)
Lineage: Eukaryota; Metazoa; Chordata; Mammalia; Rodentia; Cricetidae
Gene: Abl1
Product: ABL proto-oncogene 1, non-receptor tyrosine kinase
Exons: 12
Coding region: 692-4192 (1166 amino acids)
Biological process (GO): protein phosphorylation; regulation of apoptotic process
Molecular function (GO): protein binding; non-membrane spanning protein tyrosine kinase activity; ATP binding
Source: RefSeq, a predicted model, not a curated record